This is a messenger RNA of Syngnathoides biaculeatus (alligator pipefish), 2879 nucleotides long. RefSeq names its product Transmembrane protein 179-like. The transcript has 4 exons. The record is from RefSeq and is a predicted model, not a curated record. Lineage: Eukaryota; Metazoa; Chordata; Actinopteri; Syngnathiformes; Syngnathidae. Bases 275 to 985 code for a protein of 236 amino acids.
UAUAAAGGAACAUGUCAUUAUUGUAUACAUGACUGUGUCGCGUAGGGCUUGCAAAAUGGAUCAGAGUGAGAUUUCUGGAUCUGUUCAUGUCUCUGCAAAUUGUUAGGCUCGAGCUCUCGUAGUUUUGUCGCGUCGUCGCACAUGUGUGUUCGGAAACUACCAAAGCCUUUUAAACAACUCUCAAGGCAGCUGGGAAACGUGCAGCCUUUACAUUUUUUUUUUUUUUUUUUUUUUUUGCAGCAUUUCGCAUUCUUGCACCGUGACCGGACCGGACAUGGAGCUGGACCGGCGGCUGUUGCUGGCCCACUGCGCCGCUCACGCCCUCUCCGUGGCGGCCGGUCUGCUGGUGGUGGUUCCGAUGGCGCUCAACGGCUCCGCGUUCAAAGGCCGCUGUGCGCUCUUCUCCAGCGGCUACUGGAGGACCGAAGAGACGGAGUCGGGUUCCGUGGCCCAGCUGGUGGUGCGGCAGUGGGGCCCGCCGGCCGCCUGCCAGUUCGCCACCUUUGUGGGCAUUUUCACGGUGCUGUACGGGGCCGCGCAGGGCUGGCGGUGCCUCUUCUACCUCCACGGACGACACGACGACACUUUGUUUUCGUCCUUCCUGACGGUGCUGCUGAGCGCGUGCAUGCUCUUCCUGUCCGGCGGCGCCAGCGUCAUCUUGUCUCUGGGCCUCGCCUCCUGGUGUGACACGGUGACCGACAACAACGCGCAACCGUUCAGCUGUGCGACGUCCCAGUCUGUUCUGCUUUAUCUGGACGUGGACACGUCGUCUUUCUACACGCAGCUGAGUCUGGCACAGGCGUCGUUGUGGUUUGUGACGCUCCUGUGGUUGCUCCAGUCCACCCUGGCCUUCAUGCGCCUCUACCACUCGCACAACGGGCCGUGCCUCCUUCGGGAAAAGGAGCUCCUCCUGAGGGACGCCCCCUCCGACGGCUCCCCCUCCACUCCCCCGUAUUCCCCCCAAACCCCCGCCGCCGUGGUCUGACGGCCCUACGGAGCCGUUGAUGGAAGCUGGCAGGUUUAUAUUUUUGUACAUGUGCUUUUCUUCCUCACAAAUGUACGUGGCGUGCGGACACUCCUGUCAAACUGCAUCUUCGGGUGCAGUUUGUGUCAAUAUAUUAUAAUGCAUUGUGACAUAAAUGUCAAAAUGUAGCUCUGCAUGUAUGUGCAGUCGCGCGUAUAUGUGGUGCAUUGUAGCAUCUUUGUAAACAAACAAAACGUUUUUAUGUCAAAAUGAGAAAUAGUGGGGCACCAACCUCUUAGUAAUCCCACAAAAAAAAACACUGUACUGUUUUAUGACUUAUGUUUAUUUAAUGCCAUACAAUGCACGUACAGUACAUUAAACUAACGAAAUACGAACGUCAUUAUGAAAUGUAAAAAAUUACAUUUACAUACAAUACAAAUUAUCAACAUUCUUUCUUCUUGUUGCGAGGCUGUCAAUUGGGUCCAUCCUGCCAGCCACGUUAAGCCCGUAAAAACAUAGCUGUAAGUCAUAUUAAUUAUUAAUUGUUAGUCAUAUUAAUUCAGUUAUAUACAUAUAUAUAUAGAUUAAUUAAGUCACAAGUUUAUGCUCACACAUUCUUUUUGUAAUUUAAUCAGUGUUGUAUUAAAUAUAACAAUGCAUAUGCUUAUACUGUUGCUAUACAGCAAAAGGACACCUACAAAAAUGGAUUUUGUAGUUUUUCAUAAAAAAAAAAAACAAAAAAACCCCCACAUAAAAUUCUGCAAUUAAAAUUGCCAGACAGCAAUAGUAUGUAUUUUUAAAAAUUUACCUGCAUGUUAAUUUAGUCAUUUUAUUAUCGAGCUGUAUUGGAUAAAACAAUACAAAUUUCAAAGAUGGAAGUACACAGCACCAUCUGAAGGGGCACUGCGCCCUCUGCCCCAAAUGCAGUUGCCACUAUUUGAAAUGAUAAUUUUAUAUAUACAGUGUACAGUUAUUUAACAUGUAUAGUUGCUGUCCAACAAAAAUCACAUAUCCAAUUUAUUAUUAUUUUUAUUCAAUGAAAACGACGACAAAAAUAUUCGGGAUCUGACCAUCUCUAUUUAUUCAUUUUUUUAGAUUUAAAUAAAAUGCCAGCAGUGGAUGCUUUGUUGUUGGACAGCACUGAUAUAUAUUGUUUAAUUAUUAGCAAGAUUUUGUGUCUCAUAUCCAGUAGCCACUAAUCUAUAUUCCCCAUAAUUCAUGAAAAUAAUCACAGAAGCCUAAAUUCCCACAGAAGGACCAGUAAGUUGUAUUCAACAUUUCUGUAUGUAAUGUUUGAUUAUUAUUUUUUUGUAAUAUGUUUGCUUGUCCUUUGACUCUGUCAACGCAUGUCAGUCACUAGCUAAGUGACAACGAUGUUUCCGUCAUGUGUCUCCAUUCUAUGCAAUGCGCAUGUAUGUUUACUGAACUUUUUGCACUUUUUUUUCGCGUGCCGGUCGGGGAGAAAUCGUGCGGUUUGACGUCUUGAGUGCUUUUAUUGUGGAGCAUGUGACGCGUGGCGAGAGCGACUGAGCCGCCACGUACACACUGAAAGAGUCUCACCGCGUGAGCAUCAAUGAAUCCGCGCUCCGUUUUGCUAAGUGAUGAAAAAGCACAACCGUUUGCGUCUCUGCUGGUGACGAAUUUCUUUUGAUGAUGAUGCUGUCGGUGUGGACGCGACAGCUCAAAAUGUCCAUGCUGAACCAAGUCUGCAGAGGGGGGCAACCUCGGUCGAGGUUGAAACUAAUGAUGCAAAAAGUUGAACUUGUUGUAAUGACACGCGGACAGCUGAACGAGAAAUCUGGAGACGGUAGUCGGCACUUUUUGUGUUUUGUCACUUGGUAAAUAAUAACCAGCGAUGUGUGCUUUCUACCUCCUGUGGUUGUGUUCCAUAAAAUUUUUGCAGUUAUUGUCAAAU